This is a messenger RNA of Amblyraja radiata (thorny skate), 1877 nucleotides long. RefSeq names its product rap guanine nucleotide exchange factor 6-like. The record is from RefSeq and is a predicted model, not a curated record. Bases 879 to 1877 code for a protein of 332 amino acids. The transcript has 9 exons. NCBI's taxonomy places the organism in Eukaryota, Metazoa, Chordata, Chondrichthyes, Rajiformes, Rajidae.
UGAGCUCGUUUUUUCUUUCCCUGGAUGAUCUAAAUGGGGAGGCAGUAGAGAGCUUCUGGGCGAGUUCGUUCUUAGGGAGUUUAGUUUUGCCAGGAGUUUUUUAUUUUCCCCUCCUCCGGCUCCUGAAGAUCUUCGGCUCGUGAUGAAACAAAGCGCCCGUUUCAGGUUGCUCUUCCCCGACUGAGAAGGAAACAACGAAAGAAUUUGACAGCACUUAGUUUAAGAUGGGAUUGUUCUCCCCUUUUAUCUGAAGAUAUUUUAUGUUCUUCUUGAAGUAUAUUCUUCCUGUGGCGUUUCGCAGUGUAAUUCCAGAAUCGCGGUACCGUAAAGACCGUGAAGAGAGGAAUUAUUUUCUUUUGCGAUUUUUAAAAAAAACAUUUUCGGUGUGAAGAAAGGAAUCCGGAUGGGUUAUGAAGGAUGGCAGGGAGCCGGAACGGCUAGGCUGGUGGUGCGGAGCUCCAGCGCUUUGUGCUGAGCAGGAGCAGGAGGAGGAGGUUGAAGGGCUCGGGUUCGAUCAUCGGGGCCAACGUUCCGAUCCCAUUGACAGAGGGAGCGAGGCGGCAGUUGACCGUUGGCCGUUGGCCACCCUCUUGCGCUCGCGCUGAGCCAGCGGGAUUGACCGUUGGGGCCCGGAGCCGCGGGCUCGGAGCCGGCGCACAGGCCGCGCCUGCCAGGGACGCCGACACCAACUAAACACCGACAUCACCACCGCCACUGUCUCGCCGCCCAGCCGACGGCUCGCCUGCCAGCGACGCCGACAUCGCCACCGCCACCGCCACCGCCACCGUCUCGCCGCCCAGCCGACGGCCCGGGGGGCGCAGGGAAGCGGGCAGCCGAGGCGAGGCCCAGAUCACCCAAAGAAACUCCCGACCGACACCAUGGCGUCUUAUGUGGAUAACAGCUUCAGGCAGGCGGUGAUGAAGAACCCAGCAGAAAGGACGCAACAGGAUUUGGAGAUAGUUUAUUCGUAUCUUCAUGGAAUGGAAGCACUGUCAAACUUGAGAGAACAUCAAUUGAGAUUAAUGUGUGAAACUGUCAGAUAUGAACGGCAUGAGGCAAAUGAGGUCCUAUACUACCCUGAUGAUAUUGGAACCUGUUGGUACAUACUCUUGUCUGGUUCCGUAUUUAUCAAAGAGUCUAUGUUUCUUCCCAGAAGCAGUUUUGGCAAGCGAUCUGCAGGGAGUUUGAGGCGUGGAUGUGAAUGUAUAGUACUUGAGCCUUCAGAAAUGAUUGUGGUGGACUACAUGGAUGAAAAUGAGGAAUAUUUUCAACGGCAAGCUUCUCACAGACAAUCACGUAGGCGAUUUAAAAAAAUUAACCAGAAAGGGGAGCGGCAAACAAUCAUUGAUACAGUGGAUUCUUAUCCUGUGGGAAAACCACCCUUACCAAGAGGAUAUCACACACUUCCUGCAGACUUCACCAAAUUACAUCUCACAGAUAGCCUCCAUCCACAAGUGACUCAGGUAUCCUCCAGUCAUUCAGGAUGUAGCAUCACCAGUGACUCUGGCAGCAGCAGUUUAUCUGAUCUUUACCAGGCUACAGAGAGUGAGGCCGGGGAAAUGGAUCUAAGUGGUUUGCCAGAGACUGCAGUAGAUUCUGAGGAUGAUGACGAUGAGGAAGAUAUUGAGAGAGCAUCAGACCCAUUGAUGAGCAGGGACAUUGUGCGAGAUUGCCUGGAGAAAGAUCCCAUCGAUAGGACAGAUGAUGACAUUGAACAAUUAUUGGAAUUCAUGCAUCAGCUCCCAGCUUUUGCCAACAUGACAAUGUCUGUCAGAAGAGAGCUUUGUGCUGUGAUGGUGUUUGCAGUGGUAGAGCGGGCAGGCACCAUUGUGCUCAAUGAUGGUGAAGAGGUGUGUAUUUUCAUAUCAAUUUGCUGA